AGGGGAAGAUGUCAUGAGUCGUCAAAAGAACUACAAAUGAACAAUAAAUGCAACUCGAAGAGAGAUGAGAGAGAGAGGUAGAGAGAGAGUGAGAAGGGACCGAGGUGGACACUGGUCGCGGGAUAGACAGACGGCACAGAACUGGGAGCGAGGCAGACUCCGUCGAAGUAGCUACCAAAGGAACAGGGAACCGGCGGAUUGGGGGAACUCAAAGGAUGAUCAUUACCAGGGGCGAAAAAUGCAGAGAGAUGGGCCUUAUAACUGGGGAUUAUACAAACAAGCAACAUCAUUCUUCUUUACCAACAUCCCGGAUGACUGGAGCUAUGAAGAAAUGUGGAGCACGUUCCUAAAGUUCGGCCGCGUGUAUGACAUUUAUUCUCCAAAGAGAAGAAGCAGGAAUGGGAGCAGAUUCGGGUUUGUGAGAUUUCUAGGGGUGACAGACGAGAAGGAACUAGAAAGGAAGUUGGAUCAGAUUCGGGUAAGAGAUCGGAAGCUGUGGGUGAAUAUGCCAAGGUAUGAUUCUGAGAAGAAGGAAGUUGGGGUGAGAAGAAAAGGAAGCGGAAUGAUGGCUGUAACUCAGAACAGAAGUUAUGCUGAGGUGGUAAAAGGAACACAAGAGAAGGAGAUGGCAGGGGAUCAGAGCAUACAGAGCAUGGUCAUCCGAAACAGAAGUAGAAGUAAUGACAGAGAAACUAAGAAGCAAGCAGGGCAAGACAAGCAUAGGAGACUCAGAGGUAGGAGUAGACACAAUCACCGGCAAACCGCGAAUAGGAAAAUGUGGAAAGAAAGAGGAAGGGGAGAAACCUGGGCAGGUAUGGAGUUCAACAUCAAACCGGAGGAGUACGCUUGGCUCGAAGGCAGCUAUGUUGGAAUAGUGCAUUCCGUGGAGAUGGAGGAAGUGAAGGACUUAGUUGAAAUGGCAGCAGAUUGGUUAAAGCAAUGGUUCGAAGAAGUGAAACCGUGGUCAUCACAAAUGACAGCAAAUGAGAGAUUUGCGUGGAUUAGGUGUCAAGGAGCACCAAUUAAUGUUUGGGGAAGUGAAUUCUUCUCAACUAUGGGUAGCACAUGGGGAAAAUUUAUUUGCUUGGAUGACAGUACAAGCAAGAAGGAAAGAUUUGACAUUGCUAGAUUUUUGAUUUCUACUUCAAUAAUGGAGACAAUCAAAAUUACAAGGGAAGUCAAAAUAAAUGGAAGCAUAUUCAAGCUGAAAUUUAUAGAGGAGGAAUUCACGAAUUGCUUCUUUUCUUUGAAACAUGAUUUUAUGCCUUCCUUUAAUAGUGACUCUGAAGAUAAUGAAACAUGGCCUACCGGAACAGAGUCGGAGAUGCAGGAGGAGGAAGAUGAAAGGAGGGAAGAGGAGGUUCAGGCCGGGUGUUCAAUUGAUGAAGAUGAUGAUGUCAUAGGACGUAGGAGAGAGGAAGAAAGAAGAAAUGUAGCUCAAACCAGCAAGAAAGUGGACAAACGGAGUGGCUACAGGGCAAAUGGUGCAGGGCUCAUUUUCGGAAAGAAGAGAAACAAAAUCAGAAGAAAAUAUCCACAAAAUGAAGCCCAGUAUACAGUCGGUGGUAAGGCCCAGCUUGCAAGAAGAAAGCCCAAGGGUAAUGGAGUCCACAAACGUGGAAGAGGCCUAAAAAAAACACUAAAGGAGACCUCAACCUCAUCCCAAAACAGAGACAUUUCUAGAACCCGAGAAUCCGCAGAGGAGAAGGGCGAGGAAGAAGAAGAUGCAUUCUGGAAGGGGCAUGAAAGAAGCCGAAUAGAAGAAUGGAUCGGCAAUCAGCUGGAGGAGAUCAACUCAAAAAAUGGUAGAAGGAAGAUCAGAAGGUGCAGUUCGGUGUACAGCCAACCCAAAAACAGUGAGGUAAUGGCGGGGAAAAAAAAAGGAAGAAAGAAGAAGAACAUGCAGCAGAUGGAGGAGAGAUCGGUUCCAAUCUUCCUGCCGAACCAUGAUGGGAAAGUUGCUGGAGAUUCAGUAGGGGACAGUGAGAUACAUAAUUGCAACAGGGCAUUGAAGAAACAAUGGCAAAACCAACUUGCAAAGGAUAUCUGGGACUUGGCGACGCAGCUUGGAGCGGUGGCGGAGAAUGACAAUGAAGUGAUUCAACGAAUUGAGGAGAUGGAGGCUAGAGACCAAAGCGCAAAAAGGAUUAUGGCAAACCGAGAGGUGGAAGUCGUUCAAGAAACCAAGAUGGAUACAGUGGAUAGGAAGUUCUGCAGAAGUUUAUGGGGGUCCGAGGAUAUGGAUUGGGUAGCAAAGUCUUCUAAUGGAAUGUCUGGAGGGGAUUUUAACGCUGUAAGGAGGGUUGAGGAAAGAGCAGGAUGUAAGGUGGUGUCCAAUGAAAUGAGGGAGUUUGAAGCUUUCAUCCACAACACUGAUUUGUUUGACUUGCCAUUGAUAGGGAGAAAACUCACUUGGUAUAAUUCAAAUGGGCUCCAAAUGAGCAGGAUUGAUAGAUUUCUGUUUUCUGAAGAAUGGAUGUCAAAGUGGAGUGAAAUGAAACAGUGGGGAUUGAAGAGGUCUGUAUCAGAUCACUGCCCUAUAGUGAUAAGAAAUGAGCAGAUCGACUGGGGUCCAAAACCGUUCAGAUUUUUUGAUGCUUGGUUGGAUCAACCGGGAUGCAAGGAGGUGAUUACAAGUGCAUGGUGUGACAACGAAGUGGAGGGGUGGAAUGGAUUUAAAAUAAAAGAAAAACUGAAAAGAACAAAGAAGGCACUAAAGGAGUGGAGUGGCAAAACCAACAGGGAGAUGGAUGAAAGAAUAAAGAAAGCAGAGCGAAUGAUCGCUUCAGUUGAUGAGAAAGGAGAGCAAUACCAGCUAACAGAUAACGAUAUUGAAUUGAGGAGGAACGGUUUUAUUGAAUUGUGGAAGAACUUAAAAAUCAAGGAGAGGAUGAGUCAACAAAAAGCAAGAAAGCUGUGGUUGAAGGAAGGUGACGCGAAUACAAAAUUCUUCCACAGAAGCAUCAAGGGAAGAUGGAGCAGGAACGAAAUCAAUAGUAUCCGGAUAAAUGGGGAACAACAUACAGGAGUGGAGGUAAUAAAGCGAGAGAUUGCUAAGUACUUCCAAGAAUUGUUUACAGAAGAAAAAUGGAGAAGACCAAAGCUAGAUGGAAUAUGCUUUAGGCAGAUCACAAAGACUGAUAAUGAGUUCCUCAUGGCUACUUUCUCAGAACAGGAGAUUAAAGAAGCAAUAUGGAACUGUGAUCCAUCCAAAUCCCCAGGACCAGAUGGAUUCAACUUCAGAUUCAUCAUGACAAUGUGGGAUGUUAUAAAAACUGAUAUAUUCAACUUGGUUCGGGAGUUCCAACAACAUGUCAUAUACAAAAUCAUGGCAAAGCUUCUAGCGAAUCGAUUACGGAAGGUGUUACCUAAGGUGAUUGGGGAGCAGCAGAUGGCGUUUAUUGAAGGAAGGCAAUUAGUGGAGGGAGCAAUGAUUGCAAAUGAGAUUAUUGAUGAAGUUAAAAGGAAAAAGAAGAAGGGAUUUUUGUUUAAAGUCGAUUUCGAGAAAGCCUACGAUAAGGUAUGCUGGGAAUUCAUUGAAUACAUGAUGAUGAGGAUGGGAUUCUGUGCAACUUGGAGGAAUUGGAUUCAGGAGUGCUUGAAAUCGAGCUCGGUGUCUAUUCUAAUCAAUGGCAGCCCGACGAACCAAUUCCCGGUUAAUAAAGGCAUCCGUCAAGGAGAUCCAUUAUCCCCAUUUUUGUUCCUGAUAGUGGCAGAGGGAUUGAAUGGACUUGUGGCAUCAGCAGUGGAGAAAGAGAAGUACAAAGGAGUGGUAAUUGGGAGAGGAGAUGUGAUGGUCACGCACCUUCAAUUCGCGGAUGACACAAUUUUCUUUGGAGAGGCAACAGAAGACAAUAUCUGGGUGAUCAAAUGUAUUAUGCGGACAUUCGAGUUAACCUCAGGGAAAUUGCCAUUUAGGUAUCUGGGAAUACCAAUUGGAGGGAAUCAUAGAAGAAGAGCUAUGUGGCAGCCGAUGGUGGAGUCCGUUAGAAGGAAGCUAGUCAGCUGGAGGGGUCGGUAUCUAUCCAUGGGAGGCCGCAUCACACUCAUCAAUUCAGUGUUGUCAAGUCUGCCAGUGUUCUUGAUGUCUAUCUAUGUUAUCCCGAAAGAGGAAGGAGGUUUAGGAGUGAGGGACUUGAGGAAAUUCAAUUUGGCAUUGAUGGGUAAAUGGUGGGGAAGGCUAGCAGAAAAUGGGGAGGGCUUAUGGAAAAAAAUUAUUAUUGAGAAGUAUGGAAAGGGAGGAGGUCAUUGGCAGGAUUGGUUAGAUGAAAAUAAAGGAGUAGGUUCAUCUUGGUGGAGGGACGUGAGUGGUGUCAACACAGUAGAAGGGGGUAGCAAUGGAUGGCUAAAAGAGGGCUUUAGGGUUAAAGUUGGGGAGGGUAACACUGUCAGCUUCUGGUGGGAUAAGUGGAGGGGAGAGGAGAGUCUUGCUAAUAGGUUUCCAAGACUGUAUCUUUUAUCGAUAGAGAAGACGAAGAUGUUCAGUGAAAUGGGAAGUAGAACAAACGGGUUGUGGGAGUGGAAGUUAAAUUGGAGAAGGAAUUUGUUCGAGUGGGAAGAGGAAGAGGCAAUGGAAUUACACAACAUGAUUCAAAGCGUGCAGACGUCACAAGGAAGCAUGGAUAGCUGGGAGUGGACCCACAGCAAGGAUGGCCAAUAUUCAACAAAAUCUGCAUAUGCAAUGUUAACAAAAGAAGAGAGGGAAGCAUCGGAAACCACAACCUUCACAAGAAUUUGGAACUCCAUUUUGCCAAGCAAAAUUUCGGCAUUCAACUGGCAAUUACUAUUAGAUAGGAUUCCAACUAAAAUGAACCUGCUGUCAAGAGGGAUCAUCAAAGACAUUCAAGAUUGCAGGUGCGGAAUAUGUGGUGAGGAAGAAGAGGACACAAAGCAUCUAUUUCUGAAAUGUAACAUGGUCCGGUGGUUAUGGAUGGCUUGCGCGAAAUGGUGGAGUAUUAAUGUUACAUUGGAAGAGGAUUGCUGGAAUACCUAUCAAGUUGCUGGGAGAGAACCAAAAGAGAAAGGUAUUAGGGAUGGAUGGGAUUGCAUUUGGAAUUCUCUAGUGUGGACAGUGUGGCUGGCCCGAAAUCAAAAAGUAUUCCAAGGCAAAGAGAUUAACCGGGAGAAGCAGCUGGAACUCAUCAAAUUAAAGUCCUUCCAUUGGAUCACAGCAAAAAAAGAGAGGUAUGCCUUCACUUUAACGGACUGGUUUAUUAAUCCAGCUGCAUGCUUGAAAGAUUGCCAUAGGAAAAGAAGGGUACCAAAUGAAUCAUCUGUGGGAGGGGAUGGUGUUGUUGAUAUAUGGAUGGUUUGUCUAUUACUUUUGCUUUGAAGGGUUGAAUGGCUGUAUUAUGGGGGCUCAUUAAGGCUUUUUGAGCAAACAUUGACUGUAGUGGAUUUUAGCUGUAGUCAAUGCAUGAUCAAGGUCUUCUGGGUCAGUGGGUGUGAUGGGCGAUGGUUUGUUGAUCUGAUCAGGGAGAUUUAUUGAGAAUACAAAAGAAGGCAGAAU
Molecule: messenger RNA, 5509 nt
Organism: Rubroshorea leprosula
Lineage: Eukaryota; Viridiplantae; Streptophyta; Magnoliopsida; Malvales; Dipterocarpaceae
Source: the annotation of a GenBank genome assembly